This is a messenger RNA of Serendipita indica DSM 11827, 3642 nucleotides long. NCBI's taxonomy places the organism in Eukaryota, Fungi, Basidiomycota, Agaricomycetes, Sebacinales, Serendipitaceae. The record is from the annotation of a GenBank genome assembly.
AUGACACAAGGAGCAAGCAAGAAAGACGACCCAGGGGCACCUCCUUCGUAUGCUGCAGUUGUUGCACAAGGAACUUCUCAACAAGGCAAGUCGCAGUGUCCGAGUGCUCGGUUCUUUUCCGGAUCAUCAAGAACGCAAAUACAUGCACCUCAGCGUUAUCAUCCAGAAAUUGGUGGUGAUUCGUCACGGGCGCAGCUGCCGUUUCUAGACCCGAGGUCCCAAGCCGCCCAGGAGGCUGCCCGAAGCAGGGCACUCUUGCGCUUCUUUGAAGCGUUCCUGUGGGCGGUCGUCAUUUAUGCUAUUGCGGCUGCAAUUGUAGGGAGCUCAGUGUGGCCGACAGCGCACCGGAGACACUGGCUAAAGGACCCUGCGCUCGGGAGCGACGAACAUCUUAUCAAUCGCUCGUUGCUGGACUCUUUGGAUGCCCACGACAUGAUUGAUUUCUCAGUGGGCUUCCCUCCUCCGGCCCCGUCCACCAAACAGACACACACCGUAGGACCUCCUGCGGAGAGUCUCCAACCGCCUGGAGCUAGCCCACAAAAGGGGGAGAGCCUGGUGCGAGACGAGAAGAGUGACUCGAACUCUUUUCCAUACACAUACCGCCCUCAAGGAGCGUUUGCCGACCUGCAACCGCCUGCCCAACCAAACCCACUUAGGCAUCGCCCGAGCGCGUCCAACGAUGCUCUCCGUGCCUUUGGUGCAGUCCCAAAUCUCAUGAACGAUCCGCCCGCCAAGCAGUCAUUUCCUCAGGAAUUAUACAGCUCGUCCACCUCGAAUUUAUCGGAUCCAUCCGCCUUUGGCCGCGGCUUCAAUGGAGUGGACUAUGAAUUGGCAUCAUCCCAUUCUACCUCCACCACGAAUACACUCAACGGGUCAAGCACACCCGGACCACAUUCGAUACUUCCUCGAUCCAACCCUUUCAAUAUGUCAGCGGCUGCAUCCGCCGGAUUCUCUUCGACGACCGUACCCCUCUACUCCAAUCAAGUACAGCUAUCUAUUGCACCCGGUGCUCUCCAGACAUCCAGCCUGAGUCAACAGACUCUGCCCUCUGCCACUCAACCGCCGCCGAUCCCACCCAUCCACAAUGUAUCGUUAUCUCAUUCAUCUGUACAACAAUUCUUGCCUGGUGCUCCAUCGACAGCACAAUUGAUGCAAGCACUGCAGAGCAUGCCCCCCCAACAAAAGAACGCAGUGGUAGGACGUCUACAGGAGCUUGCCCAAUCAGUACCUGUCCCAAUACCGCCUGCUAGUGCUGCUCAGCAGCCCAUACCCGGAGGUCAAGCACAAGAAGAGAUCUCAACCAUUUUCGUCGUGGGCUUUCCCGAUGACAUGACUGAACGAGAGUUUCAGAAUAUGUUCACAUUUUGUCCCGGAUACGAGGCGGCUACUCUCAAAGUCCCUACAAAGGAGCAACAAGGUCAGAUGGCACCAAAUGCAGCCGUUGCUGCCGCUGCAAGCGCAUUAGCUGGAGCAAGUGAUCCGUGGCGUUGUCGUCGACCAAGGAACAAUACGACCGCUACCACAUCAUCGACAUGGGCGACUGGUCUAGAAGAUCCGUAUACCCGUCAAGUACUCGCUGCCGCUGCAGCGUCCACCACGAGCGCAUCCGACCUCGCUCAGCAAUUGGCUUUGGCUCAGCAAGGCCAACCACGAAAGCAAAUCAUUGGCUUUGCCAAAUUCAGAUCGCGAGAGGAGGCAUUGCAAGCGCGGGACGUUUUGCAUGGGAGAAGAGUGGAUAUCGAAAAGGGUGCAUUGCUCAAGGCAGAAAUGGCGAAAAAGAACCUGCACACCAAGCGAGGGGUUGGGCCAUUGCAGGUUCAACUUCCCUUGGGCAUUGGCGUAAAUGGUCCUGCAGGAGCUAGUGGCGCGUUUGGCGUCUUUUCAGAAUCUGCUGCCCCUGGAACCAACGGAGGAAAGCACCUUGGCCCUAUAGUGGGACCACCUGGAAGUCUGGGACCCGUUCAAAGUCUGAAUGAGUCCGAUCGACUUUCACUGGGCCCAAUAGUUCCCCCUCUCAGCAACGCGCCAUCUCCUAACGAUCUUACGGCCAGUUCGGCAUUGUCGAAGGCACCAGACUCGCCAUCUCUCAGGGCACAGCGCAUUAAUGACAUUCCUACCUUUGUACCAUCCGGCUCUGGGCCCGUGAUCAACAACAACGGUGACCAGACGCUUUACAGUUCACGACCAUACCCCGUCCACAAAAAUGCAAACUCCUCUUUAUUGGAGGGUUUCCAUCCACUUCCAACCAAGCCAGUUUCGGACAUUGUCAAAGCCAAUGCCUUGCCACCAACAAACCUCCCUCCCCUAUCAUCACUAGCCUGGGUGCACCACACCCACCACGCCGAUACUGGCUAUAUAUCGGACGCCUAUUCGACAUCUCGCUUGUCCGAGCGUUCCCGCUCCGAGUCUGUAUCUCGAUACGGCGGUUAUACGCCACCGCUCUUUGACGAGAGUCACGCACACUUACCUCCACACCUGCUCGCCGAUGACGUACUUGGCACUCCGCAGCAGACCGACUAUGCCAACAAACUGUUCGAUAGUCUGCCAAUGGAACUUAUAAACGGCUUAAACGAUGCCCUCAGAGUGCCAUUCGAGAGUGGAGCAUCGGGUGGACCCCAGGCGGGUGAGUCCUCUGCCAACUUUCCAGGUUCGAGCGCGUCCAGCGUGGCAGAGUCUGCUAGCAGUGGAGGUGCGGAGAGUAUGAGCAUCAGCACCACCAGUGGCCAAGGUUCAACACCGGCCCCAGCAUCUACAGUCCCUCCGACAAUGCCGAUCGAGUUUGGGCGCCCGAGGCAAGGGACAAUGGGCAGUAAAAGUAACUAUGGACCCAAUGGAGGAGAACAUACGCGUACGAGUGGAGAACACCCUCGAGGAAGAAGCAAUGCAGCAGACCAAAACCCUCCCAUCAACACGCUCUACGUCGGAAACUUGCCAGCGAAUCCCACAAAUCCACAGGCAACAAAGGCUCUAGAAGAAGCGCUUGUGCAGCUCUUCUCCCGCUGCCAAGGAUAUAGCAAGCUCAGCUUUCGUCAAAAGAGCAACGGCCCUAUGUGCUUUGUCGAGUUUGAAGACGUUGCAAGCGCCAGCAAGGCACUUUCAGAUUUGUACGGCAAUAACCUCAAUGGUCUCAUCAAGAGUGGAGGCAUACGACUCUCCUAUUCAAAGAAUCCUCUGGGAGUGCGAACGGCGGCACCAAAUACCUCUGGAACCAAUCUCAACAAGCUUAUGAGUCCUAUGCAAAGCCCGACGGCCCACGGAAACGUUCACUUUAGCUCCAUGCCUGGGGGCAUGCAGGAUGCUUCAGUUAUGGGUCGUGGACUUGGUCAGUCCAUCGAAAUGCCUCGCAGAGGGCGAGCCGAAACAAUGGAGAUGGGCAUGGGCCCGGUGUCGCCAACAAGAUAUCUUCCCGCAUCACCGCCGCCCAACGGCUCUCAUUAUGGAAUGUCCAACAAACCAAUGGGUCCCUAUGGUCGUGGUCCUAUUAACAUUGGCGGCCCAAACGUCCAACCCUUUAUGAUGGCGUCCAGCCCGCCAGCGACGUCCCCAAUUAGCAUGUAUCAACCAUCGUCUUCAUUCCAGCCCUUUAGCCAGCUCGACCUCGCUCGUGAUGCUGCCCAAGGUGGCUUUGAUCCAAAUCUCUAG